CUGCCUGUCCUCUUCUUACCCCCAGGCUGGCUGGCCAUUCCUCCUGCUAUGAUGCCUGGGCAGAUCCCAGACCCUGCUGUGACUGCGGGCUCUCUGCCAGGGCUCGGCCCCCUGACUGGACUGCCCAGUUCGGCUUUGACCACGGAGGAGCUGAAGUACGCUGACAUCCGCAACCUCGGGGCCAUGAUCGCGCCCCUGCACUUCCUGGAGGUGAAACUGGGCAAGAGGCCCCAGCCUGUGAAAAGUGAGCUAGACGAAGAAGAGGAGCGAAGGAAAAGGCGCCGGGAGAAGAACAAGGUGGCCGCAGCCCGAUGCCGGAACAAGAAGAAGGAGCGCACAGAGUUCCUGCAACGGGAGUCGGAGCGGCUGGAGCUUAUGAACGCGGAGCUGAAGACCCAGAUUGAGGAGCUGAAGCAGGAGCGGCAGCAGCUCAUCCUCAUGCUGAACCGGCACCGCCCCACCUGCAUCGUCCGCACCGACAGCGUCAAGACACCCGAGUCGGAAGGCAACCCGCUGCUGGAGCAGCUGGAGAAGAAGUGACCAUGGGCUGGAGGAGGCGGCGGAGGAGGAGGGGCGAGGAGAGAGGAGCAGGGGGGCCCCCUCAGGCCCUCGCUCGGCGCACGAGAGACUGUUCGGCGAGUUUCAGCACGGCCCACCUCGGCCGGGCUUUCCUGUGAAACUCGCAUCAGCCACCCGAGGGCGAAAGCGGGCUGGGGAGGCCCAAGGGACCACGCGCUGAGACCAAAGUCCCCCGCGGGCUGGGCUGUCCUGCCUGGGGCCCCGUGUGAAGGAGGCGGGGCAGAGAUGCCCGGCCAGGCAGCCCGGGCGCCUCUCUCCGCCAGGGCACCCACCAGGGGCCUCCGAGCAGCCAGGAGAAGCCAUGCCUUGCAACCAAAACGCGGCUGAGGACAGAACUCAGAAGGAAGCUGCAGCCGCCUGCCCCCAGCCCGACCCCGACACGAAGCUGGGAGGGCGUGCAGUGGGCCAGGCCCCCGCCUCCUGGUCCAGCCGGCCCUGCCCGGGGCGCAGCGGGGGCCCCCUCGCAGCCCUGCUGGAGUCUGCUGCGGGCACUGAGGCGCGGGCGCCCUUCCAAAGCACAUACUCACUGAAUGUUUACAGACUGGCUGUCCUGGCAGGGCUUUCAACUGCACAUGUUUUUUAUACUUCCUUUUUUUUUUAAAUAUUUUUUACAAAAAAAAGAUUUUAUACAAGCAAUAUAUAUAUGGAUUUCUAUAAUCACUCGAUGUGAUACAGUAUAAAUAUGCUAUGGUUUGUUGUUAUGAACAGAUAUCCACAGUUAUGGCCGUGGUGUGUAACUCCUAAGUACUGUAGUCUCGGGGUGUCGGGGUGGCCGGGCGGGCGGGGUGCAUUUCCAUCCUUGUAAACCUCCAUAGUACUCAGUCCUGUAUCGCUCAGUAAACGUUGCUCUUACUUAC
Messenger RNA from Carlito syrichta (Philippine tarsier), 1436 nucleotides. It is a transcript of the gene JDP2, whose product is annotated as Jun dimerization protein 2. The record is from RefSeq and is a predicted model, not a curated record. Lineage: Eukaryota; Metazoa; Chordata; Mammalia; Primates; Tarsiidae. Gene Ontology annotation, cellular component: nucleus. Gene Ontology annotation, molecular function: DNA-binding transcription factor activity, RNA polymerase II-specific; RNA polymerase II cis-regulatory region sequence-specific DNA binding. The transcript has 3 exons. Gene Ontology annotation, biological process: regulation of transcription by RNA polymerase II. Bases 49 to 540 code for a protein of 163 amino acids.